AUGACCGACCAGCCUUUGAAAGUUCUUGUCGUGGGUGCGGGCAUUGCCGGGCUUUCUGUGGCUAUUGCGCUUGGGAAACAAGGCCAUCGAGUUGUCAUCAAUCGAUACGACACUGAGGGCGACUUGAAGUAUCAAAGGGAUUUUGAGCCCGUCAGGUGCAAUUGGCAGGCCGGAUGGUACCUUGUCCACCGAGUUGGCCUCCAUAACGCUUUGACGAAGCGUGCGCUUGAAACUGCCACUCUCCAUACAGGAUGUACAAUCAUGCGAAUCGAUCUCGAUGUGCGACGUCCAUCAAUCGCACUCGACGAUGGGCGCCGGUUUGAAGCAGAUCUUCUGCUUGGGGCUGACGGAUUGCACUCUCAGCUCCGCAGCACGAUUGCCCCGAUGGCGCCUCCUCCGUUCCGAGCGGGCAAGAGAUGCUAUCGCUGGACUAUUCCAACAGCUGAUCUGAGGACAGAUGAGUUGACUCAGGGCUAUUUUCAAGAGCCAGGGGUGUUCAGAGAGUUCGAAGGUCCAACCCGUCGCUUGGUCGCUUAUCCAUGCUCCGACAAUAACGUCGUCAAUCUUAGCGCGUUCAUCUCCACUAAUCCGAACCAGGAAGCCCAUCGGGAUGAGGGCUGGCAGACCCGCGCGGACAAAGCAGUUGUCGUCGAUGCCUUCUCCCAAUUUGGCACUGGAAUCAGAAAGUUGAUUGACAAUAUGGGCCAAGGUGGUGCAAUGGCUAUCGAAGAUGCGGUCUCCAUCGCCAUGCUGCUUCCAUUUGGCACGAAGCCACACGACAUUCCAGAACGCCUUGAGCUUUACCAGUCCUCGCGCCGGCCACGAGUUGAAAUGAUUCUGAACUUCACCCGUUGGAAUGGUCGCGACGAUGGACGAAUUUCACGUGUGUUCUCCUUCCACUCGGUACCCACGGACCCUGUUGACAAGUAG
Molecule: messenger RNA, 930 nt
Organism: Penicillium maclennaniae
Lineage: Eukaryota; Fungi; Ascomycota; Eurotiomycetes; Eurotiales; Aspergillaceae
Exons: 6
Coding region: 1-930 (309 amino acids)
Molecular function (GO): monooxygenase activity
Source: RefSeq, a predicted model, not a curated record